Messenger RNA from Fragaria vesca subsp. vesca, 1155 nucleotides. Its product is annotated as nucleosome assembly protein 1-like 1-like. Gene Ontology annotation, cellular component: nucleus; chromatin. Gene Ontology annotation, molecular function: histone binding; chromatin binding. Gene Ontology annotation, biological process: nucleosome assembly. NCBI's taxonomy places the organism in Eukaryota, Viridiplantae, Streptophyta, Magnoliopsida, Rosales, Rosaceae. Bases 1 to 1155 code for a protein of 384 amino acids. The record is from RefSeq and is a predicted model, not a curated record. The transcript is spliced from 8 exons.
AUGUCUGUGGCUUUGGGGGUGACGAGCUCCGGUGAAAGAGAAUCGAAGCUCGAAUGUUUCUCGAGCCAACAUGAUGAGUUGGAAAAGAAGUUUUUCGAAGAGAGGGUUGCAUUGGAAGCAAAAUACCAGAAGCUCUAUGAACCUCUCUACAGUAAAAGGUACGAAAUUGGCAAUGGUGUAACCGAAGUUGAAGGAGUUAAUCCUGAAUCUGCAUUGGACCAAGGAGAUAAUGCCACCGAAGAGAAAGGGGUGCCGGAUUUCUGGCUCACGGCAAUGAAGACCAAUGAAGUUCUUUCUGAGGAAAUCUCAGAGCGUGAUGAAGGGGCUCUGAAGUACCUCAAGGAUAUCAAGUGGUCUAGGAUAGACGAACCAAAAGGAUUCAAGCUUGAGUUUUUCUUCAAUGCCAAUUCUUAUUUCAAAAAUUAUGUACUGACAAAAACGUAUCACAUGAUUGAUGACGAUGAACCUAUUUUGGAGAAGGCAAUUGGGACGGAGAUUGAUUGGUAUCCUGGGAAGAGCUUGACGCAGAAGAUCUUGAAGAAGAAGCCAAGAAAGGGAUCAAAGAAUGCUAAACCCAUAACUAAAACUGAAGACUGUGAAAGCUUCUUUAACUUCUUCAACCCUCUUGAGAUACCUGAUACUGAUGAUGGAUUUGAUGAGGAAACUGCUGAAGAACUUCACAGUCAGAUGGAGCAGGAUUACGACAUUGGGUACGUGGUGGUACCAUUUCAUCAUUGGCCCUUUUUAGAAAACCCUAAAAUUGCAUCAAAGCCCCGUUCAGCUCUCUCCCUCUCCUCCCGACCGCACGCAGACCUCAUCCUUGCCAGAGCAGAAGUCCACCGUUCGGCCACCGCUUUGACUGCCGCUGGUCCCGUUCAACUCAGUCGGACAUCGCCUCCAAGUCUAGGGUGGUGUAGCACGGCGUCGCAGGCCGAAGAUAGAGCUGUUGGCCGGAGAAGCUUCACGUGGUUCCCCGAAGCAGAGGUCCACCGUCUGACCGCCGAUUCAACCGCUGCUGGUCUCGUUCGGUGCGCACAGACCUCCUCUUCACUUCUAGGGCAGCGCCGCUCGUCGUCUCGCCGCCUAGACGCCGCUGCUAAGUGGAGGAGCUGUGGUGGUCUUGCCGGAUUUUUGUUGGUUUCGACGGCGUUUUAG